AUGGCCGAUCAGCUAGAGCUCAAAGAUUCAACUUCUGAUGGGCCUUCUUCCGCCGCCAAAAGUCAGCCCCGCAAGCUUCCGAAAAAGCGGGCCAAGACUGGAUGUUUGACAUGUCGGAAACGUCGAAUCAAGUGUGGUGAGGAGAAACCAAUAUGCAACAACUGCAUAAAAUCUAAGAGGAUCUGCGAGGGCUAUGUUCAACGCGUCGUCUUUAAAAAUCCCCUUGGUGUCUUUGGUUCAUACGGUCAUCAUGGUCAAGAUGCUCAAAUGCAACAAAGUCGAGUGUCUCAUAAAGACUUUCCUCUCCCCGCUCAACAUGCCGCCGCGGCCGCUCAGCACCCAAUGCUGGCCCCACGGCCUGUCGAUCCCUAUUCAUCGGCUCAAUCUGACCCACAGGCAAAUGGGGGAGCUACUCCAUUCUAUUAUCCUGCUCCCAUACACGCUCCACAACAAUGGCAAGAUCUAAAUCAAGACUCCUCGACAGAUGGCAUAGUGCAUCAAUCAAAUACUCAACAUGCUCCAGAGCAAUAUCCACAUCCAAUCACUAAUUGGGACAGUAUCGAAAGUCAAGAUUAUCUUGCUGGUCCACUACCACAGACUGAUGCAAACCAUGUGGAAUCUGGGCCCAUUUUUUGCGAGACAGGAUACCAGUACCCACAACAACAUGCUCAAUUGCCUACACCUUUCAGUCCUGGUCCCCUCAUUCCACCAUCUCAACCACAAGUCAUAUAUGUGGAUAUUGAGGCAGAAGACCAUUACGAUUUGGAAUCCGAUGAAGAGAUCUUUGACCACACCCAAACUGAAGGCUUUAAUCAGCUAAAUCUAAUCAUGGCCUCUGCAAAUCGUGAUGAUGGCCGGCUUCGUUCCUUCACUACUCACCUGAACGAACCAAAUGUCCUCGCCACCUAUUAUCCAACUCUAAGCUCUUCUCCACUUAACAAUCCCAAAACGGCUCGCAUUUUUGCCCAUUUCAUACACUCGACGGGUCCAUCCCUGUCGAUGUUCGAACGGCAUCCAACCGACGCUUCAAUUGAUCUAGGAGCCCCAGUUCCACCUGCUCAGCGUAGCCUCUGGGCAUAUACUUUACCACUCAAGGCACUCGAACAUCCGGCUUUACUCCAAUCUAUUCUCGCAAUUUCCAGUUUGCACAUUGCAUACCUCCAAGGGGUCCCUACCACUGUCUCCCUGAAGCACUACCACUUUGCUUUGAAGCGGAUCGGUCGAGCUGUUGGCCUUCCAACACGACGCAAGCAAAUCGGGACUCUUGCUGCUACUCAGCUGUUAGCUUACUAUGAGGUUAUCUCGGCCGAUCACACCAAAUGGAAUAGCCACAUCGCCGGCGCCGUACAUUUGAUCCGAGAAGUGGACUGGGCUGGUACCACUCGUGAUAUCCGGGCUUAUCGGCGAAUAAUCAACGAGCAGCGAAGUCAAAUGGGUUGGACUGACUCUUCCAUGUACUACCAUCACGCCCUCGGGGCGGAUGUAUCUGAGGAUGACCCUUUUGCUGCGAAAGAAGCCACAGUCGACCAAGUCCUCAUUAGUGCAAUUCUGGGCCGAGUUGUAGAUUGGGACCAAUUUGGACAUGUUGACGAAGGAUAUAGCACACCAUUCAAGAAGAAUUUCUCACGGAAGGAUAUUGAGACGUACCGAAUCCAGUGCGACUUGUACUGGUGGUUCACGAAACAGGACGUCUUCCAUAGCUUGAUCAGUGGGGAGAAACUCUUCUUGCCAUAUUACCUGCACGGUCAAUGCCCACCACGAGCAGGUAUUGGUCGCAUAGAUGCUAUUUAUGGCUCUUCUGAUCAUCUUUGGCUGCUGUUGGCACGAGUAUCUGAAUUUGGCCACCGUGACCGCAAGCGAAAGCUCAAGGCUCUUCGAACUGCGGGCACAGAUUGGAGACCAACUCCGGGAAUGUUCCGGUUCAUGGGUCGCUUCAGUGGUGGCUCAGGACCACCUGGAGGACCUCCACGUGGUCCCCCAGGUCCUCCGGGGGGUUCAAGGCCUACUGGGCUACCAAAAGCGUCACCAUCAGGUCCGCCUAACCCAGGAUCUGGACCUGCAUCUGGACCUCCAUCGGCUUCCUCUCAAGCAAGUCCACCGAUGUAUGGAAUGGUGCCUCCCAGUGGCCCAGCUCGUGUACCUGUUGAAUUCGUAGAAGAUCGUCGCGGGCAACCAACAACCCCCGAGGAAGAGGAUCACAGUGAAGAUACCACUUACAACGAUGCAGAAAAAGAGUGGGAAGAGAUACUAGUUGCCAUGGAUACUUUUUUUCGGGCUUUGGGUCGAGACUUUCAGCCUUUACCAGCAGACGUCACAGCAACUAUCCCAUCACCAUUCGGCCCUGCCUUGCAAUAUCGCACAACUACAAUCGCGGUGAUCCUGGGCUUCUACUACGCUGGACGGAUCUUAUUGCACCGAUUCCAUCCUUCAAUGCCCCCAGCCAUGAUGAUGGCUGCUGGCGUGGCAGCCCCAACAACAGCAGAACUUGCGCAGAUAAUAGGCCGGAUCACCGCAGGUAUUUACUCCCCACAGAGCUUUAACCUGCAGGCUGGUAGUUUGAGUCCAACUCUUGGAUCCUCGUUGACGGAGAUGACGAUGCCUGUCUUCUUCGCUGCCGUGCAGUAUAUAGAUGCUGCACAGCGACAUUGGAUAGUUAGUCAGCUAAGGGACGUGUCCCGCCUGACUGGAUGGAAAACAUCCGACGCCAUCGCCGGUGGCUGUGAGAAGGCUUGGAUCAUUGCAGCUAGUCAGGGCCGGGGACCUCCAUAUGAGCGAUCUUUCCAGACUGACCGGAAUCGUGAAAUACUUCAUAACGAUGUCCUCAUCAGAGCUCAAGUGAAUGAGAGUGAUGACCGGCGAUUUAUGGUCGUGCACCCACCUGAUCGAGCACAUCUGGCAAUGGGCCUGCUGAGCCUAGAAGGCGACAUGCAAAAUCUGGAAAUAUAA
Penicillium taxi is the source of this 2946-nucleotide messenger RNA. RefSeq lists its product as uncharacterized. Gene Ontology annotation, molecular function: transcription cis-regulatory region binding; zinc ion binding; DNA-binding transcription factor activity, RNA polymerase II-specific. NCBI's taxonomy places the organism in Eukaryota, Fungi, Ascomycota, Eurotiomycetes, Eurotiales, Aspergillaceae. The transcript is spliced from 5 exons. The coding region runs from base 1 to 2946 and encodes 981 amino acids. Gene Ontology annotation, cellular component: nucleus. The record is from RefSeq and is a predicted model, not a curated record. Gene Ontology annotation, biological process: positive regulation of transcription by RNA polymerase II.